AUAGCGGUUUUGUGGUCGUGAAGGGGCUGACGUGUUCUAUGCCCCUUCCAUAGGAACAAUCUCAAUAUACUAAGGGCGUGCCACCGGCCUGGCGAGAAAAAGUGAAAGUUGAUGGAUCGGAGUAUUUUUCUUCUUCAUUGCUCGAAAGAGCAUCAUCUAAGCCCUUAAAAUUGUUCUUUGUCGAGUGUACCAUUUGGGAAUGAAAUCUAGCGAUGCUCGAUCUUUAGGAAUAAAGUCACCAAAUUAGAUUGAAGACGAUGUGAUGGAAAACAACAUUACGAGAGAGAAGAGAGCAAGAAAAGUAGGCCUACAAACGAUCUUGAAUUUUUUGCAUUAAAUGCAAAGGAUCUUUUCACGCUCCGUGGAGGAAUAAGGCGUCGCCUUUAAUGUUUAACGCCAAGCAAAGGAAAAUAUUACAAAAUGUGUUUGCAGCCUUUGGACUAAUUUUUUUAAGUCGUAUUAAUUAUCGUGAGCAUGGGAAAUGGCUAGCGCAGUUGUAGCGCUGGCAAGCCAUCAUCUUGACCCGACAAUGUCGCCUGCACCCAUCAAUCCGAUCCGACAGGAGGAGACUGCACUGCAACCGAAAGGCAAUGUCGAUUGUGAGAUUGCACUCGUUGGUGAUGACGGGGAGAGAAAGCAGGAGAGAGGAGGAGGUGGUCGAGAUAGUGGUCAGCCUGAGAGAAGGAGAAGGAAAUCGAGGUCGGAUGGGACGGUGGUGAAGAAGAAAGUCGGAGGUUACAUCUUGGGUGAUGUCAUCGGUGAAGGGUCCUUUGCUAAAGUUCGUCUUGGUACCCAUAUCUUAACCCAAGAACAGGUUGCUGUAAAGGUUAUUGACAAGAAGUUGAUCGCUAACCGAGAGUAUGUUCGUAAGAAUCUACGCAGAGAGGCCGCCGUUCUUCAGAAAAUGCGUCACAAUAAUAUUACCCAGCUAUACGAGGUUCUUGAAACGGCCAGUAAUUACUACAUUGUGAUGGAGCUAGCUGAAGGUGGGACUUUCAUGACAUUCCUUUGCAAGAGAAAGAAGUUAAGUGAGAGGGAGACGAGAAGAUACAUCAGACAACUCGUCACCGCCGUCGAUCACAUGCACCAUCUCGACGUCAUCCACAGGGACAUUAAGAUUGAGAAUUUUCUUCUGGAUAACGACCAGAAUCUGAAGGUUAUAGUUCACAUUGUCAAAACGCAUCAGCUAGCGCUGCACGCUCGCAUUUUGAUCGAUCGGAAUAUUAAAUAUUUAUAUAUUUAUGUAUUGGCGAAGGCUGGAUCCGCCCCUGUACAGUAUUUUGGCCUCAGUAAUAUUCUUGGAUACGAUGGACUGCUGCGGACGCAGUGCGGUUCCCCUGCCUAUGCCGCCCCGGAGAUCUUCUGCAACUCAAGCUAUGGUCCAGCUGUCGACAUCUGGAGCAUAGGGGUGAACAUGUACGCCAUGUUAACAGGAGAGUUACCUUUCGUGGUAGACCCGCCUAACAACAUGAGCAAACUACACUCGCGGAUCAUGCAGGGCGCCACCAUACCAGACACGCUCACAAAAGACUGCAGAGAUCUCCUACAGAGACUUCUAGAACCUAAGGAACUGGAUCGCAUCAAACUCCCGGAUAUUAUGCGGCAUCCAUGGAUGAAUAGGGGAUACUCACGGCGUCUCUACCCUUCCCGCUUCGAAGACUCCGCCCCCAAACCUGAGGUAGAUCAACGUAUCAUCAAAGCGCUUGUCCAAUGCGGCCAUCAUGAGGAUAUCCUCACAGAAUGUGUUCGCGAUAAUCGACCCACCCCCGAGAACGCUGCUUACUGCCUAUUGGCUAAGCGGAUCGCGAUGGGGUGGGGCUAUCCGGAGAGCAGUAAUGGCAAUACGAGUGCCCUCGAAAGCGACCGUAGUGAGAUGGUGAGCGUGCUGACGGGGGUAGGCGUGGACGAUGCGAUGGAGGCGGAGUCUGACGAAAAGCCGUCUCAAGUUGUUGCGCUUCGUCGUCCAAUCAGCGGCCGCGGAACAAGAAGCAUGGCGGCAAAGGAACAGAACAACGAACUGGAAAGCAAACUCAAGAGCGAGCGAUUGAAAAUAGAGAGCAUAAACUCUGCGAUAGAAAAGACCCAGAAGAACCAUAUUUCUCCAACGAAAAGAGAAAUUCAGGAUGAUUUGCGAAAAGCGUGGAGUAAGUUACAAACAAAACCAAACAAAAACGAGGAGAGCCCAAAUGAUUAUGAUAAAACUGGCAGUGUUCAUAAAAGUACAAAUAUUGAGAAAAGCGACAUGAAUGUAACUGAAAGUAAAAUGGACACCGGCGAAGAGCCCAAAAGUAGAACGAAACACAUUCGCAGAGCGUCAGACAACCAAGCUACCUCUCUUCAAAUUUCUCGGCGACCGAACAACUCGUUUCCCACCAAACCGAUAACGGCGCCCAGGCCAAACUUCGUAUCACCUUUACAAAACAACACCUGUAUGUUUAUUGUCAACGGGAAGAUCACGGCACCGGAUCAAAUGAGAGGGCGCUCUGCGGGGAGAAAUGCGGCCCAUUUGACAGGGAAAAGACAUUCGUUACAUGGAGUUGAGAAAGUGGUUUACACGACAAGGAGCUUGGAACGCGCCAAGACUGUCCCGGCUGUAAACAUUGAGAGGUCAGAAACGAAGAACGGUACAGAGGACCCGACCUCCACAAGUGCUCCGGAUAAAGAAUGUAGCAUGGACACCAAGUUUAGUCAAUUUAACGCACCUUAUCAGGCUCAUAAUGCCUUUCCUGUCCACCGCCUUGGCAACGGAUUCGCCCGCCCACCGCAAAUGCACCGUCAUCCAUCGCGCUAUCUACCGUCUAGCCUAUCAGCAUCCGCUGUCGCAUCAGCAACGCAUCCUCCUCCUUAUCACUACGCCCAACAUCUCCAAUAUCACGUCAACCGACAUUCGGCGCUACGCCGCUCUCGCCCGCAUCACCAACGGUCCCUGACCGCACCCCUAGUCAACAACCGAUCGCAUUCUCCCCUUCCCUUCCCUACUCCUUCUCAAGGGAGCGCGUCAUCAGGAGAAAGGGGGUCCGGGGCACCCGCUAAGGCAGUGGCGUGGCAGGACCCUCCUGCCACAGUGGUGAACGGUACGCCAAGGAACAUUCGGCUUAGACAGCGAGAACUGCCAAAUAUCAAGGGUUUUGUCGGUUAUAUGUAAUUUAAGAAUAUUUCGAAUCUAUUAGGGAGUUUUCAGUCAGCGAUGUACAUAGAAAAUGCAUUGAAAUGCCCGUUAAAUGACCAAGAAUAGCUAUGAGGUCUUUGUCGAAAACUGGAGAACCAGAACAGUAUUUUCGUCCUAAGUUUCAGAGCUGACGAAAAUUGUGUCGUUCGUCCAUGCAGAAUCAAGGACUAAACUAUUGUUUUGAUUUACCAUUUUUUCCGACAAAGACUUCUUCAAUGUUCAUUGUCAUGACGGGUAUUUGAUAAUAUUUCCCCUAUUCUUGAAUCCUCUUUACGUCGUUGAGCGAAAACUCCCUAAUAGGGUGUAACCAAAGUAUAAAACCUACAACUUCAAAAUCAUUCAUUCGAGGAAGAUAGUUGAUAAAGGUGUCAUCACACAGUGUUCCACCGAUAGACGCUUAUGUCUAACCAUGGACCUAUUAUGUAUCUAUUAUAUCAAUUUAGAUAUCAAAGCUUCUAAAUCCAAGAAUAAUUGAGAAGCAGUAAAAGUCGAGAACGCUCAACACAUAUAUUUAUUGGAUGAAUAAUAUCGUCUCAUAACUGCACUUGAUGUCGCUGUAUUAGGAAGUUUUCACAAUCACGGCGGGGACGGUUCUACAACAUAGACAAUCUAUUGAAAAUGCUCAUCAAAUCACAAUGAACAAUUAAGAGGAUUUUGUCGAAAAUUGGUGUACCGGGGCAGCUGAUCGUCGUAAGAUUCCAAGCCGAAGAAAACUUGCAAGGAUGUGGUUUGUCCAGAGUCGUGAAUGAAACUGCUGUUUUGAUUCACCGAUUUUUGACAGACUGCUUUGUUAUAAAGUGCUGUUUGACAAUAGAUGUUCUGUGUUGUAGAAUCUGUCCCCGUUGCGAUUGCGGAAACUGAAUCGUUCAAAGAUCAGUUUCACGUUGACGGUUUUUCUUCUUUUCAUGAGGAAAAGAGGACCAAACGUCUUUGCUGUAACAUUGUGGCAAUGACACGAGGAGAAGUCUUUAUGAGACGCACACGGUCUUAUAAUUUCUUGGGGACGGUUUAUAGGGACCAAAACACAAACAAAAUUUAUCUUAGGCCUACAUAUUUAAUACUAGUAGUAUAAAUUUCAUACCAGUGAUAAUCUUUUUGUACAAUAUUUUGUAACUGAAUGUAUGUUAUACCUCAAUGAACUGUUGAGUAGCUUUUAAUCUUUAUAAAAAAAUGAAUUAUUGCUCUUGAAUUCUAUUUUCCAAAGAGAUCAAGAAUUUCAUUUCAUUUUUCUUUUUACAUUAACGUUUUCCAUGAAUACACAACAGUUCAAGGAAAUGUAUAUAUUUUGAUGUACUAUAAUCGAUGCGAUUAUGAGAAAAUGAUCUCUGUAAAAAAACGGGUAUAUAAAGACAAUCAAUUUGUGACAGUAUUAUAUCAAUUACGCAUGAAAAUCAUCAUUGUACCUGUACUUUUAUUAUUCGAAGUUUUAUUCGUCGAAUAUGUAAUUAGGGCAAUACAACAAAAAUCGCCUCCAAGUAA
Lytechinus pictus (painted urchin) is the source of this 4648-nucleotide messenger RNA. Its product is annotated as serine/threonine-protein kinase MARK2-like. Lineage: Eukaryota; Metazoa; Echinodermata; Echinoidea; Temnopleuroida; Toxopneustidae. The transcript is spliced from 10 exons. Gene Ontology annotation, molecular function: ATP binding; protein serine/threonine kinase activity. The record is from RefSeq and is a predicted model, not a curated record. Bases 482 to 3145 code for a protein of 887 amino acids. Gene Ontology annotation, cellular component: cytoplasm. Gene Ontology annotation, biological process: intracellular signal transduction; protein phosphorylation.